Molecule: messenger RNA, 926 nt
Organism: Onychomys torridus (southern grasshopper mouse)
Lineage: Eukaryota; Metazoa; Chordata; Mammalia; Rodentia; Cricetidae
Product: lysozyme C-2
Exons: 4
Coding region: 1-447 (148 amino acids)
Biological process (GO): defense response to Gram-positive bacterium; defense response to Gram-negative bacterium
Molecular function (GO): lysozyme activity
Source: RefSeq, a predicted model, not a curated record
AUGAAGGCUCUCCUCACCCUGGGGCUCCUCCUGCUCUCUGUCACUGUCCAGGCCAAGGUCUAUGAACGCUGUGAGUUCGCCAGAACUCUAAAAAGCCAUGGAAUGGACGGCUACUUGGGAAUCACCCUGGCAAACUGGGUGUGUUUGGCUCAGCAUGAGAGUGACUAUAAUACACGAGCUACAAACUACAACCGUGGGGACCAAAGCACCGACUAUGGGAUAUUUCAGAUCAAUAGCCGAUACUGGUGUAAUGAUGGCAAAACCCCGAGAGCUGUGAAUGCCUGUGGGAUCCCCUGCAGUGCUUUGCUCCAGGAUGACAUCACUCAAGCCAUACAAUGUGCAAAGAGGGUUGUGAGGGAUCCACAAGGCAUCAGAGCAUGGGUGGCCUGGAGAAACCACUGUCAAGGCCGAGAUCUCACCCAGUACCUUCGCAACUGUAGAUUGUAACCGCCGUGUGCCUCCACCUCAGCUCACUCUGUCUCUUUCUUGGUAUAGAAGUAGUUAUGGGAAAGGUCACACUUCCUCAGUUUCCCCCUCAGACAAGCAGGCUUUUAUCAGAAAUAGGAGCACCAUGGAGACUGUCUCCUAAGAGGCUUAAUGCUGACUAAUGUGCUCACUGUUUUAUGGAAAGCCUCCAUUUUCCGAUUAGCCAAGGCAGCAGAUGCUGGUGACAGUGACCUAGCCUUAGGUGUCACACACAUCUCUACAUCAGCUCUUCACCUAUGAAGUCAUUCACAUCAAGUGUCAUCAGAACUGAUCUUCAUCUCCCCACUGUUGGAUAGACAUACAGCAGAUAUGUAAGGAGACAGGAGAUCUUGGGUAAGAUGGCAUCUGUGUGAGCUCCCAGGCCUUGUGUGGGCUCAGCACCCAGACAGUAAAGAAGAGCCACUGUGUGGGGCAAGGUGGGUUUUUAAGGGACCAGAACU